This is a messenger RNA of Cicer arietinum (chickpea), 2393 nucleotides long. Its product is annotated as protein SOSEKI 3. Lineage: Eukaryota; Viridiplantae; Streptophyta; Magnoliopsida; Fabales; Fabaceae. The record is from RefSeq and is a predicted model, not a curated record.
AAAACCCAACACACACACAAAAAAAAAAAAACACAAACUCUCAACUCAAGUCUCAGCCAUACCAAACACAACCAAAUCCAAUUAUGAAAUCAUCCAAAAAAAAACAUAUUAUAACUUUAAGCCACUGAACCUAAUAAGUUCCUUUCCCCGGUCUUGUCUCUGUUUCACCUUCUUCCACAAUCACUUUCACAAACCACUUCAAUUUCCGUCGUUAAUUUAUUUUUAAUUUCUCUUUCUCUUCCACACCCAGUUUCUCAUUCAGUUACUAUUCGUUAUUAUAGUUAAAAAAAUUCCAUCUUUUCAUUAGCUACUUAGAUCUGGUUUCUGACCCAUUAACAUUUUUACAUGGAGCGAAGUGAAUGAGAUUAAUGGGGUUCUUUUUUUCGUGGUUUUGAAGUGCUUUAGUAGAGAAAGUUUCAAUUUUGAUGUGGCGGUGUUAGUGUUGUUGUUUUUUGUGCAUGUGAAAAUGGAGGCUAGGAUGAAGAAGUUUAGACAAGUGAGUCCUGAGAGGGCUAAAGUGUGGACUGAGAAAUCACCAAAAUACCAUCAGAAUCUUAAGGUAGCUGUGAUUUAUUAUCUUUGUCGAAAUAGGCAACUUGAACAUCCUCAUUUCAUGGAGGUUCCACUUUCUUCUCCAGAUGGUUUAUACUUAAGAGAUGUGAUUGAUAGACUAAAUGUGUUGAGAGGUAGAGGCAUGGCUUCUUUGUAUUCAUGGUCUUGUAAAAGAAGCUACAAGAAUGGAUUUGUGUGGCGUGAUCUCUGUGAAGCUGAUCUAAUUCUACCGGCUCAUGGAAAUGAGUAUGUCCUCAAAGGCUCCGAGCUCUUUGAUGAAUCAAAUUCAGAUCGUUUCAGUCCAAUUAGGGAUGUUAAAACACAAAGCGUGAAGCUGUUGACGGGGCCAGCUUCUUGUCGGAGUCAUGACGAAGCUUCCUCCUCUUCUAGCAUGAACGGAAAAGAGACAAGACACUCCCAAGACGACGAGCUUUCCCAAGAACAGCAUACAGGUUCCUCUGAUGUUUCACCAGAGUCAAGAGCUGGAAAGAGCAAUCCGCUAAGCUUGGCAUUGACAGAGUACAAAAUUUUCAAGACUGAUGGAUUGGCAGAUGCUUCAACUCAGACAGAAGAAAAUAUUAGCAGAUCGAGGACUCGGAAAACUUGCACAAGGGGUGUAUCGACCGAUGACGGUUCAUUAGAAUCCGAAUGUCAUGAAAUAUGUCAAACCGAAGUUCCACAAGUGAAACAUAAUCCAGAAAUCUGCAAGGAUACCAUUUCUCCUUCUCCCACAACUUCAAGUCCUUUAUCUUUUGGAGGAAAGACUGAAACUUUGGAAUCUUUGAUUAGAGCUGACGCUAGUAAAGUGAACAGCUUUAGGAUUCUUGAAGAGGAGGACAUUCGUAUGCCAGCCAACACAAGGCUGAAGGCUUCAAAUUUGCUGAUGCAACUUAUCUCUUGUGGAUCAAUAUCAGUGAAAAACCACAGUUUUGGCCUUAUUCCUUCGUAUAAGCCUCGGUUUUCUCAUUCGAAAUUCCCUUCGCCGUUGUUCUCAACUUCUUUUGUGCUAGGGGAAUUUGAUUGCUUGACAGAUAAUCAAAAGCUUAUGAACCUCAGAUUGGAAGACAAAGAAUAUUUUAGUGGGAGCUUAAUUGAGACAAAACUGAAGGAAGCAGAAACGCACAAUGUUCUGAAACGUUCUUCUUCGUACAAUGACGAGAGGACAUGCAAAGAACAGAAACCAAAAGAAGACAAAGAGGAAUCAUCCUCAGGACAUUCAAAAUGCAUUCCGCGAUCAAUUAAAGCUUCACUGACCAAGCAUCCACGAAGCGAAUCCAUGAGAUCCCCUAUUUCUGAUGGACCAAGAAACUCAUCCGAUAGAAUUGACGGCUCCGCCAUAUCCUCAAUAUCAUCUAACAGUAGCAGCCAAAGAAUCACUGAACCUUCGUCUGGGAAGAAACAAUCCAAGAGGAUAGAUUCGUUUCGGGAAGAAGAGGUGAUCAAAAUCGAAGAAAGGCUUGCUUCGGGAGCUCGGGUUAUAAUCCAAUCGAAACCCUUUUGCGACAUGGCAUCCGGAAGCUGUUAAAAGUUUUAAUUUUAAUUGUUUAGACAAUAGCAAAGAUGCUGGUUUAUCAGCUUUAGUUUUAACUCAACAUGAUUGUAUAUAAUUUGGUAGGUGCAUAGGACUUUCUCCUAACCCUACAAUGUGAAGUAUUUUGACAAUGAUUCGUGGAAAAGAAAGAGAGGUAGUAGUGAAGGUUGGUCCUAGUGGUCGGUUUCCUAUAACUAUAUUGUGCUGUUUAGAGAGGGACUUGUUAUGCUAAAAUGAAGUCAUUGCACAUGUUGUAGCUACAAGGCAGUUCCUUUUUUAUUAAUGUGGACCACUACAAUUUCUAACCACA